This is a messenger RNA of Cyclocybe aegerita, 1881 nucleotides long. Lineage: Eukaryota; Fungi; Basidiomycota; Agaricomycetes; Agaricales; Hemipholiotaceae. The record is from the annotation of a GenBank genome assembly.
AUGUAUACCGUGUUUCUCCUUGUCCUCGUAGGUGCUGCACUUGCUGCACCUGCACUCCACUCUACCCAUGUCCUGCACGAAAAGAGGGCAGCGGAACCCCGUGGCUGGACGUUGACCCGUCGCCUCGAGUCUGGCAAAAUCCUUCCCAUGCGUUUCGGUCUCGUGCAGCAGAACCUGCACAAAAUCGAGGACAUGCUCAUGUUGGCAUCUCUCCCCAGCUCUCCAAAAUACGGAAAGCACUUCACUCCCCAGGAAAUUGUCGACACUUUCGCCCCAAGUCGCGAGACCAUCUCCGCGGUCACCGAUUGGCUCGUCGAGGCAGGAUUGGCCCCUGAGCGGCUUCGUCUCUCGCAGAAUAAGGCUUGGAUUUACGUCAACGCGACCAUGUCGGAAGUCGAGAGCCUCCUGAAGGCGGAGUAUCACCUCUACAGUCAUUCGUCCGGAGCUGAGCAGAUAGGCUGCCACAACUACUCCGUACCCAUUCACGUACAGAAGCACAUUGAUCUGAUCAUGCCUACGGUCCAUUUCAACCAUCGUCCUGCUCCUAACAUCGACAAGCGCGCCGGUAGGCUUGGGCAACCUUCUCCCAGAAAUGGGCCGAAACACCUCGAUUUUGAUGCUGCUAUCGUCCCGUCGUUGGCGAACUGUAACAAGGUCAUCACGUUAGAUUGCCUAAGAGCGCUCUAUAACAUCAAUUACGCACCAGUUGCGACCGACAAAAAUACUUUUGGCAUAGUCGAAUUUACACCGCAGGCCUAUCUACCUGGAGAUUUGGACAUGUUCUUCAGCCUUGUCGGCGUGAGGCCGGAAACAGUCCUCAUCGACGGCGCGGUCGCCGUCGUCCAAGACACUGAGCGAGGUUUCGAUUUCAAUGGUGAAAGCGACCUUGAUUUGCAGUAUGCCAUGGGUCUGGUCAAUCCACAGCCCGUAACGCUUCUCCAAACGGGAGAGCUUUCACAAGGCGCAGGCUUUGAUAACUGGCUCGACGCCGUCGACGGGCCGUUCUGUACCUUCGAUGGAGGAGACGAUCCGACGCAGGAUGGAAUCUAUCCAGACGCUGCCGGCUCACCUCAAUCUUGCGGUAUAGUUCCUCCGCCCAACGUCGUGUCCAUCUCCUAUGGUCAGGACGAAGCAACCGCUUCUGUUAAAUACGCGACCAGGCAGUGUCAAGAAUACGCGAAGCUCGGAAUGAUGGGCACGACGGUCGUCUACAGUUCGGGCGACAACGACGUGGCCGGCUUCGACAAUAUAUGCUUGGACGCAGACCAUAACGAGACCGACAUUACGACUGGGGUGUUCAAUCCGGAAUUCCCGUCGAGCUGCCCCUUCGUCACCGCUGUCGGUGCUACUCAAGUCAACCCCGGCGCGACGGUAAGCGACCCUGAGUCAGCUUGCAUGCAGGUUAUAUUUUCAGGAGGAGGAUUCUCCAAUAUCUUCCUGAUGCCCUCGUACCAAGCCAACGCCGUAAAUGCCUACAUUGACGCCCAUCUUACUCCCUCUCCUUUCGCCCCCGGGCAGUUCAAUAACUCUGGAAAUGCGCGUGGAUUCCCCGAUGUCGCUGCUAAUGGAGCGAACUAUAUCGUCGCCGUCAAUGGGCAAUUCGGCCUGGUCUUCGGGACCUCCGCCUCCGCACCUGUCUUUGGAUCCAUCAUUACGCUCAUCAACGAUGCUCGAAUUGCCAUGGGUGAAGGUCCUGUCGGGUUCAUAAAUCCUAUCAUUUAUGACCCAGUCUUCGCCCCGGCCUUCAACGAUAUUACGACCGGAACCAAUCCUGGAUGCAAUACGACUGGGUUCUCUGCUACGAAGGGAUGGGACCCGGUUACAGGUGUUGGCACGCCCAACUUCGAGCGGUUGUUGAAUAUUUUUAAGGAUCUGCCUUAA